Humulus lupulus (European hop) is the source of this 444-nucleotide messenger RNA. RefSeq lists its product as uncharacterized. The coding region runs from base 1 to 444 and encodes 147 amino acids. The transcript has 2 exons. The record is from RefSeq and is a predicted model, not a curated record. Lineage: Eukaryota; Viridiplantae; Streptophyta; Magnoliopsida; Rosales; Cannabaceae.
AUGGCGGCGGCUAACGCUUUGAUCGCCAUGAGGGAGGCCCUUACGGAGAACGAGGAAGAGCCGGUUCUGAAAUCGAAUUUGGAGGAGAAGAAAGAAGAAAAAGAAGAAGAGAAGGAUGAGCAAAAGGUUGUUGACAUGGAUUUGAGUGGAGAAGAAAUGGGGAGCUGGAAUGGAAGUGAUGAUGGAAAUGAGAAUGUGAAUGAGGAUGGGUAUGGGUAUGGGUAUGGGAAUGGGAGUGAGAACGAGAAUGAAAACGAGGAUGAGGAUGAAGAUGAGGAUAGGAAGAGAGAAGUAGAAGAGAACGAUGAUGAAGAUGGUGGAGUGGAAGAGAAUAAGAGUGGAAAUGAGACAUUCUUUGGCAGUGAAGUAAAUAAUGGUAGCAGUGAGAUGGAUAUAAGAAGAACGGGUAUGGUGGUGGUAUUCGAAAGUAUCAGUAUCCAGUGA